Penicillium maclennaniae is the source of this 1356-nucleotide messenger RNA. RefSeq lists its product as uncharacterized. Gene Ontology annotation, cellular component: fungal-type vacuole membrane. The transcript has 3 exons. Gene Ontology annotation, biological process: transmembrane transport. NCBI's taxonomy places the organism in Eukaryota, Fungi, Ascomycota, Eurotiomycetes, Eurotiales, Aspergillaceae. Bases 1 to 1356 code for a protein of 451 amino acids. Gene Ontology annotation, molecular function: transmembrane transporter activity. The record is from RefSeq and is a predicted model, not a curated record.
AUGGAGGACUUGGAGGUUUCUGAUCAGGAUGAACUCGCCAUCUCUAAUCACCACGAGGAUCAUCUUCCACCGGUCGAUCGCGGCAAAGGCGCGUACCUGUUUCUCACCGCCUGCUUCAUGCUCGAGGCUUUGAUCUGGGGUAUGAGAAGACUCAUCCUCCGCAUGCGUAUGUGGAAGUAUACUCAAUUGACGAUUGUUUCAGGAUUCACUUUCUCGUAUGGAGUCUUUCAGGAUUACUACAGCUCCCAUGAGCCAUUCAAGAGCUCAGGAGACAUCGCCGUCAUCGGUACCUGUGCAAUGGGAAUUUCAUACAUGCUACUUCCUGUAGCAUUCAUUCUCCUGCAGGCGUUACCCCGCAUGAAGCUAUGGGCCGCGCCAAUUGGCUUCCUCAUAAUGUGUCUAGCCAUCGCCAUGAGCUCAUUCGCUACCAACACCGGACAGCUUAUUGUAUCGCAGGGUGUCGCGUAUGGCAUCGGAGCCAGUCUAGCUUACGCCCCGACCAUUAUUUUCAUGGAUGACUGGUUCGUGCAAAGAAAGGGAUUGGCAUUUGGAAUUAUGUGGGCUGGGACUGGCCUGUCCGGCGUCAUUCUCCCAAUCGUCAUGCAAUGGCUUCUCAACACCUAUGGCCACGAAACGGCUCUGCGUGUCUGGGCAAUUGUCCUAGUCAUCAUGGGUGGACCACUUCUUUUCUACGUUCGGCCCCGUCUUCCGAUCUCUCGAUCGUCCCGUACUCGUCCAUUCGAUUUCCGAUUCCUCUGGGAUGCGACCUUCUUGAUCUACGAAACGGGCAAUAUACUUGAAGCAAUGGGUUACUUCCUUCCAACCAUUUAUUUACCCACAUACGCCCGAAGCCUGGGCGCAAACAAUAUCCAAGCAACACUAACAGUCAUGCUAUUCAACCUUGCAUCCGUGUUUGGCUGCGUGAUCAUGGGCUCGAUGGUCGAUCGAUACCACGCAACGACCUGUAUUCUCAUGUCCACGGUCGGGAGUACCAUCGCCGUAUUUUUGAUCUGGGGAUUAUCCGUCAGCCUGGCACCCUUGUAUAUUUUCUGCAUUUUCUACGGUCUCUUUGCUGGCUCCUUUACAUCUACCUGGCCGGCUGUUGUGAAUGAGAUUAGGAAGAAGAGUCCCUAUGUGGAGCCUAGCAUUGUCUUCGGUGUCUUGUCGACUGGUCGAGGAAUUGGCAAUAUUGUGAGUGGUCCGCUCAGUGGAGCUUUGCUAGAUCAGAAUGCUUGGAAGGGCAUGGCUGCGAAAGCUUAUGGUUCUGGAUAUGGCCCCUUGAUUGUUUUCACGGGUGUUUCUGCGUUUUUGGGUGGUCUUGGGGUUGUUGCGAGAUCUUCUAAGCGCCUGAGUUGA